Molecule: messenger RNA, 453 nt
Organism: Impatiens glandulifera
Lineage: Eukaryota; Viridiplantae; Streptophyta; Magnoliopsida; Ericales; Balsaminaceae
Product: F-box protein PP2-B11-like
Exons: 1
Coding region: 6-440 (144 amino acids)
Source: RefSeq, a predicted model, not a curated record
UCGUUAUGAACUACAGAUUCCCCGAGGUGGCAGAGCUGAUCGACGUCUGUUGGCUUGAAAUUAAUGGAAAGCUAAGUACUGAGGAGCUGUCCCGAAACACGUUGUAUGGGAUUUACCUGGUAUUCAAUCUGACAUCUGAAGCAUAUGGUAUGGAUUUUGAUGAAUCGGUGGAAGUUUCAUGUGGGAUAAUGGGAGGAGCUGCUGCAUCCGAAACUCAAACUGUUAUUCUCGACCGUAGGAGAAGUAGUAGCAGCAGCAGCGGAGUAGGGAAUGAGCCAAAGGUGAGAAGAGAUAGGUGGUUGGAGAUAAAGAUGGGAGAGUAUUUCAGUCUGAAUGGAGAAGAUGAUGGUGGUGAUCUCGUGAUGAGUUUGAAGGAGGUUGAAAGACUCAAUUGGAAGACAGGUCUCAUUGUGGAGGGCAUUGAGAUCCGUCCACAAUAGAUGCUACUCAUUU